Megalobrama amblycephala (Wuchang bream) is the source of this 2607-nucleotide messenger RNA. RefSeq names its product proline rich 16 (gene prr16). Gene Ontology annotation, biological process: positive regulation of translation; positive regulation of cell size. The transcript has 3 exons. Lineage: Eukaryota; Metazoa; Chordata; Actinopteri; Cypriniformes; Xenocyprididae. The record is from RefSeq and is a predicted model, not a curated record. Bases 1250 to 1984 code for a protein of 244 amino acids.
UUGCAUUUGUAUAGAUAUAUUAUUCUGUUUCUUAAACACUAAUCAGCACAGACAGGCGUUUAUUAAUCAGUGUGAGCUGCUGUAAUGUAAAUGUCACAUGAGCACUGAAUCAUAACUGUUUUUCACAUACUAUAUAGUACAGAACUAUUCGAUUUUUGAUGCAGCGAUAUAGUAUUUAAGAUGUCUGUCACUAGCAAAGCUUAACGACUAUCCUAGGACCACAUGCUAAUCAUGCUAACAACAUCUUAAAACAUGUUAGCAAUGUGUUACAUGUUGGCAACAAUGCUAGAAACAUGCUAAUCAUGUUAACAACAUGCUAAAUAAUGCUAACUACAUAUUAGCGACAUGUUAUGCUGCCUUCAUGUGCUCUCGGAAUUAUCGUAAAUACGAUUUUUCUUGGUAUAAAUUGCACAUGAACCAUUUCGGAACUUGAAUGCGAUGAGCUGACGACUUUAGAAGUGGGAAUUAACAAAUUUCCGUUAACACAUGAAGGCAGCAUAAAUCAUGGUAACAACAUGAUAAAACAUGCUAGCAAUGCGUUAAAACAUGUUAGAAACAUGUUAGCAAAAUGCUAGCAACAUGUUAAAACAUGCAAACGAUGUGUAACAUUGGUGUAAUUUCAGAUAAUACCAACCUUAUAUGUGUGAUUUUAACAAAAAAAAAUUGCUUAAAGCGCUAUAAACUUGAAUGCAAUGAGCUCGUAAUCACGACUUCAGAAGUGGGAAUGAACAAAUUUCCGAUAGCACAUGAAGGCAGCAUAAAUAAUGCUAACAACACAUUAAAACAUGCUAGCAACAUGUUAGCAUAAUGCUAGCAACAUGAUGUGUAACAUUGGUGUAAUUUCGGAUAAUACCAACCUUUUAUGUGUGAUUUAAAAAAAAAAAAAAAAAAAAAAUAGCUUACAGCGCUAUUAAAUUGCAUUUGUAUAGAUAUAUUUUUCUGUUUCUUAAACACUAAUCAGCACAGACAGGCUUAUUUAAUAAUCAGUGUGAGCUGCUGUAAUGUAAAUGUCAGAUGAGCACUGAAUCACAACAGAUCAUUUCUAAUAUCUUCUCUGGAUUAUUCAGUAUUCAUGAGGUUGGUGGUUUCCAGCAGCAUCAGUGUUUGUGUGCGCACUGCGCAUGCGCGUGUUCACCGGGACGCGCCGCUCGAGAUUCUUCUGCAUCUAUAAGAAAACAUGCGAACAUUAACAUGUGUGAUCGUCAUGAGAGGACACGCAGUGCACCCGUGACCAGGUCCGGUUCGGAGGAUGUCCGGGAGCGCGGCGGCGGACGCGGACGGAGGCGUGAAUAAAGUUCGAGUCAAACGACAGAUCAGGGGCAUCGUGAAGGAUCUCGAGAACAUCUUAGGAGACCUGAAGGAUGUGGCGAAGGAACUCAAAGAGGUGGUUCAGGAGAUCGACUGCCUGACGUCAGAUCUUCAUCUGGAAGAGGACAGUUCGAAGACCGACACGCUCAACAGCAGCUCCAGCAGCAGCACCACCACAACCACCACGGCCUCCAGCACCGACCGCAUCAAGAUCUACCCCGAGGAGACGCUCUUCAGACCAGUGCCGCUGUCUCCCGCCGUCCUCACGGUCCUGAAGAGACCCACGCCUCCGCUCCCUCCGCCCCGCACCACCCCUUCCAGCACCGAGAUCACGGCCAACGGCGUGCUGAUGCGGAACGGAGUCGCGGGAAGAGAAGUGUCGUCGUGUCGCGGCCCGAAAAGCGCCGGCGAGAAGGGCCACGCGAGCCGCUGUCCUCAGACCACGAGGGAACGCGUCCGGUUCAGCGAAAAGGUCCAGUAUCACGGCUACUGCCCGGACUGUGACCUGCAGUACGACAUGAACAACACGGAUCUGCACUUACACACCGAGCUGAUGGAUCCCAAACCGAGUCCCAUCCAUCAGUGCUCAGCGCUCGUGGAGAACGGCGGCCUCGCGUUCCCCUCGCAGAAACCACAGAAGACCAUUUUACGCAAGUCCACCAGCACGACCGUUUGAUGCAGACUGAGUCUAAACAAACUAUUUUUGUACUUCUCUUUAUAGUUUCCUUUUGUUUGGAGAGCACCGGACGGAGAAACGGGAGAAAUGCAGAAGAUGUUAAACGGCCUCUCUCGUACGCUGAUCAUCUUCAUUUCAUCACGUGACGCUCAGCGAGCGCUCGCAGUUUCUGACAGAAACGAGCCGGAGGCGGCGGGAUAAAGCAUCAGAAGAAGUGGGAUUCAAAUGAAAAUCACAUUGUUAUUCCUCACAGCCGGUCCGCAGGGGAACAGCAGCGUCCCACAGAUGAUCUGAAAGCGUCUGAUGUCUCUGACCCUUUAAGAAGGAGCCGGUGUGACGAUCGCUGACCGCCGCUGAUGUAAUGCUGCUGCUAGCGAAGAAAAACCAAAAAACUACAAAGUAUGUGACAUCCAACCGCCGGUAAACAGUGUAACGCAGAUCACAGUCCAACGCUGCCAUCAGAACACAGAGGUUUCAGUUUGUAAAGACCUUAUAUGUGUUUUUGUAAAGAAAACCUUCAAAUAUAAAAAGCAUAUUUUUGAUAUUUUAUAAGAUGAUUUUAAAGAUGUCACACAGUGUAUGAUGGAAAAUGUAUUUAUGUACCGAUUAAAAACAUAAAACAA